Bursaphelenchus xylophilus (pine wood nematode) is the source of this 2796-nucleotide messenger RNA. The record is from the annotation of a GenBank genome assembly. NCBI's taxonomy places the organism in Eukaryota, Metazoa, Nematoda, Chromadorea, Rhabditida, Aphelenchoididae.
AUGUGGGACUGGUUGUUCGAUAAUAUAAAAUUGUUCAGCAAUGUCGUGUUUAGCAUCGAGUUGGCGUUGGCAGUUCCGAAUUUGGCGUUGAAUGUUUAUUUCGCCGUCCGGUUGUACAGAUUGGCAACGAUCAAUCCCAAUUUGAAGGUUAUUUUGGUGAGUUUUUACUAAUACCGGUUACUGAACGGUUUAGGAAAGCCCCGGAGUGAUUUUGGCGGCAUGCACUUUGAGAAAAGAAAAGCUCAGUUUGCACUGUGCAAUUUUGUUUUUUUUUGUCUGUCGCUCGCAUCCUGAGUUUUCUUGCACAGUGUACUACUAGUCGCGGAAAAAAGUCCUGGGAAUUUUCUGCGACUCUGCACUGUGCAUGAACCCGAAAAGUGCUUUUGCACAGUGCAAUUUUGUUGAUUUUGGCUUAUUGUCGCGCGCGAUUCCCGUGUUUCGCAGCGACAAAUCAACUUUUCGGAGCGCGACGGCCGCGAGAAAUUCCCAGGACUUUUUUCCGCGACUAGUAGUCGCGACAUAAAGUCCGUAGAAUUUUUCGCGGCCCCCAAAUUCCGUCGCGCUCCGAAAUGUUGAUUUGUCGCUGCGAAAAACGGGAAUCGCGCGCGACAAUAAGGCAAAAUCAACAAAAUUGCACAGUGCAAAAUGUGUUUCGGGUGAAUGCACAGUGCAAAAUGCUUUUUCGGGUUUAUGCACAGUGCAGAAAAUUCUACGGACUUUAUGUCGCGACUAGUAUGUCGAAGAAAUCACUCCAGCGACUAUAAAAACGGACUAUUAUUUUUUUAAUAAAAGAUGUGCGCCUUGCAAUUGAAUUCUUUCCCAAAUUUUGCAGGCAUACCUCAAGCUGGCCAGAUUUGGACAAUGCUUGAAGGGCGACGCACGUCAAGCUGAGACAAGCCAAAACAGUCCCGUAAAUGGAUUGGCAAUCUGCCAAAAAAAGACGCGAAAAAACGUUUUGUCGGGGAAGAAAUGGGGAAUUUUUGGGGCGGGAUAGUACGUUUUUGCGUGUCUUUUUUCUCUCUUUCUCUGCGAAAUCAAGACGAAUUGUAAAAACCCGAUAGCGAAGAGUCUAUUCCGGUCACCGGACUCCUCAGUUUGACGUGCGACGGUCAGUUAAAACUUGGCACAAAUCUGGGUUAGGAUUAAUUGUUUGACAUAUAUGCGAGAGUUCUAGCUCGCGCUUAGCAGAAAUAGCUGUGAUUUUUAGGUCAAAACGGAAUCAAAAAAAGAUAUUAAAUAUAUUUCUUUGUGAUUUUAAAAUUUAGACUUUUUUUGUGAGGUUUGAAAUUAAAGACCCAUUUGUAACAAAGAGUUCAAAGAUUACACAAAAAAAACUCGAAAUGGUCUGUAUUGGCCAAAAAAAUCCUCUAUGUUGCUCUCCGUAUUUCGCGUACUCUCUCACAAAAUUAAAUUUUUCAUAAAAUUUUUGGUUGCUUUUUUUCGCGUUCCCAAGAAAGACAUAUAGAAACAUUUUACUUUAAUAUUCCAGGUGACAGAAUCGCUAUUUUUUGGCUACUCAACCUUUGCUCAUGCCAUUGCAAACUUUAUUCCAAAGGAAUCCGUUAGAUAUGCGGAUGGUAAUUACGUUGUCGCCACGAUAUUCCAUACAGCUAUGUGGAUAACUGUGGUAUCUCAUUUCUAUUUUGACAUGAAGUAUACGUUAGUUGCGAUUGAGCGGACAAUUGCGUUCAAGAGAAGGGCAACGUACGAAAUGGAAGGAGGCAAUGUUGGGAAUAAACUAUUUUGGAUAGCCUUUCUGAUUUCGAUUGUUUCGGGUGUUGUGAGAUCGGUUUUUACUUGGAGAUUAAAUGCACAUUUGGAGCUUGACGAGAGGUUGCGGAAGGUUACAAUGAUGGACAAAUAUAUACCUGGAUUGCUGUUAUCGUAUAAUAUAGCCUGCGUUGGAAUGUUCUACGCAAUUUUUGUGAGUUUUUAAGAUCGAGACCUUUAUUUGUAUAUGCAUUUAAUUUCUUUUUCAUUUUGAAAAUCCUUUUGAAAAAUUGAUAAUAUUGUGACAUUCUGCGACGUUUAAAAAAAGCAAUAACUUCGUGUGCAAAAAAAUUAAUAACGAAAUUUUUACAUUUUUUUGUUAUAAAAUUGUGUUUUUAUCUCUAUGCAAGAUUUGCAAGGCAGUUAUACCUUUCCAGGAACUUUGUGACAUUUCGUCCAAAAAAUCAAUAACAAAAUGUCACAAGACAAAAAUUGCCAGAAAUACUAACCAAGCUGUUUAUUGUUCGAAAUAGUAUGUAUUACUGUCAAAAUUUAUACUUUUCGUCGUAUUUUAGGUGUUCUACCGCCUCUCCAAGCAAGUCAGCAACCUCCAUUCCCUAUCCCUCUCCGAAAGCUAUGAAAUGCGCCAGAUAAUGUCGGUGUUGGCGUGGUUGAAACGCCUAAUAAAAGCCUUCUUCAUCGGAGUUCUGGCCAAUCUGCCGUCUAUCAACCUCAUUUCUUACCUUCACUUUAAUCGUGGCUAUGAUGAAGACGACCCUUUGAUUUUAUUUAUCCUCACUGUGAGUGUUUACACUUUACGCUACUGUACAUGUUGUCAUAGUGGUGAUUAACUGUAAUUUUGGGGUUUUGCAGGUUGUCUUCACCGUUACCGAUGUGUACUGCUUAAUUACAACCUUAUACAUGUAUCAAGAAUUCCCUCAGCUACGCAACGCUGUUUGCAAAGAUUUCCCUUGCCUUAAAAUUUCGAAACCGGCCAAAGUCUUAACUACAACGGAACGGAAUGCCAUGUACUUUGACAGUCUGCGAUCAUCGUGGAAACAUCCUCAUGACUCAAAAAAACUUUGA